AUGGACGACGCAGCCGCCCAAGCAUACCUCUCACAGGCGGCCAAAGCCGCCCAAGACCGGCUCAUGUCGCACCCGCGCGCGCAGUUCGAGUCGCACCUCCUGGAAGAGGCGCAGGCCAUGCUCCAAGCCGUGGCCGAAGGCCUGUGCUCCGUCGAGGUCGACGUUUCGAUCCUCGACGCCGCGCGGAGCGUGGUCAAGCACCGCUGGCAGGCCGCCGGCUUGUGGCCGUGGGACCCGCUGCUGCGCUCGCCGCCGGCCGACGGCACCGAGUGGGCCAGGCCGAGGGCGCGCAACUCGGCCCCCUGCGCCGCCGGGGCGCCCAUGGCGCUCCUCGCGCUCGAGAUGGGCGUGCGCCGGUGGCGGCGGGGCCUGCGCGGCGGGAGGGAGGCGCUCGGCUCGCUGGACGAGGCGCUCCCUGCCAACAUCAACGAUGUCGUCUACGGUGAGGUCGUGAACGAGUGGCGGAGGCGGGGCAUAUGGGACCAGACGUGGGUCUGCCUGCCGGGCCAGCUGUGGAAGCACCAGCGGCCGUUGGAGGACGUGCUGUUUGAGCAGCUGGGUGAGCCGCCGGCCGGCGUGGGGGCUGACCAGGUUGUGGCUCUGCGGUUUGAAGUGCCGGAUGGACUUCAUCUUUUCGUGAACCAGCCUGCUGCCGUCAGAGCUGAUGGAGAGUGGUAUGAUCCGCCGCCGGCCUAUGAGCAGUAUGAGCAACGCGAUGUUCAGGCAGUGAGUCCAGUAACAACCGCACCACAGCAUCCUUCCAGUCGUAGACGCGAAUCACGCGAUAACAUGCGACCCGAGUCAAGGGCAGCGGUAGCGCAUCGGCGCCGACAGCGUCGUCGACCGCGGGCCCGCUCACCGUCUCCGCACCCAUAUUUGGGCAGGGAGCGAGACUUUUGA
Molecule: messenger RNA, 900 nt
Organism: Pyricularia oryzae 70-15
Lineage: Eukaryota; Fungi; Ascomycota; Sordariomycetes; Magnaporthales; Pyriculariaceae
Exons: 1
Coding region: 1-900 (299 amino acids)
Source: RefSeq, a predicted model, not a curated record